This is a messenger RNA of Helobdella robusta, 1587 nucleotides long. RefSeq lists its product as hypothetical. Lineage: Eukaryota; Metazoa; Annelida; Clitellata; Rhynchobdellida; Glossiphoniidae. The record is from RefSeq and is a predicted model, not a curated record. Gene Ontology annotation, cellular component: plasma membrane. Gene Ontology annotation, biological process: homophilic cell-cell adhesion. The transcript is spliced from 6 exons. Gene Ontology annotation, molecular function: calcium ion binding. The coding region runs from base 1 to 1587 and encodes 528 amino acids.
AUGCAACCAUUGCGAUUUUUUCACAUCAUCAAAGUUAUUUUUGUCAUUUUGGAUUUAAAUGACAAUAAACCAUUUUUUACUAAAAGUUUGUUUCAGACAAGUGUUCUCGAAAAUACUAACAUUGGCUUUAGAAUAGCUUUACCAACAGCCAUUGAUACUGAUUCGCCUGAGAACGGAAUAAUUGGGUACACGUUACACGAUUGCGAUCAUACUGACGCUCAAUAUUUCAAACUUGUUUAUAAUAUAACAAAACAAAAUUUGUCAACGCUCUCAAAAAAUUUUCAUCCUAAUAAAAAUUAUUUAGAUCUUGAAAUAACAGGUUUGCUAGAUAGAGAACUAAAAAGUCUUCACACAUUCGCUGUAGAAGCUUGGGAUGAUGAAAAUCUUUUUCGUAAAAAACAACGUCAUAUAAAACUAAAAUCUCCCAAUGAUAACCAUUGCACAAUUCCAUCAUUAUUUAUAAAAAUAAACGUAGACGAUGUCAAUGACAAUAAACCAAUAUUUUUGGAAAAGUUUUACAAAGUUGAUGUGUAUGAAAAUAUUCCGGGGGGUUCGUCGUUGGUUACUGUAAGGGCAACUGAUGAAGAUAUCGACAAAAACGGCCUUAUUGCUUACAGUUUGUCAGAAAAAACAAUUUUUCAUUAUUUAAAUAUGUUUUCUAUUAAUUCUAAAACUGGAGAAAUAAUUCUCAUAAAGAAAUCUGAUGAUGAAUUAGUGUUAGACUACGAAGUACAGAACCAAUAUACUUUAGAAAUUGUCGCAAGCGAUCAUGGAAAUGUUUCUCUUUCAGAAAAAACCCACGUACUUAUUAAAGUCUUAGACGUGAACGACAAUCCUCCAAAAAUUCAUCUAGAUCCAAAUAUAUUGGAAGCUAGUGGAUGUUGCUGGUGGGUAGAAGAAAAUAAAAACAAGAAUACAAUUGUGGCUACAGUUUCUGUGUUUGAUCCAGAUUCUGAUGGAGAAGGGGCAAUAGAGUGCUUCCUACAGACCUUCAAUUAUACCCUAUUUCAGUUGCACGCAAAUGACAUCGACGAAGGUAUUAAUGCAGAAAUUAGAUACAGAUUGAAGAAAAAAAGAGACAGUGAUGUCUUCCAUGUUGAUUCUAAAAGUGGUAACGUAUGGAGUGUAACGCAACUGAAUAGAGAAUAUCAGUCGAUCCACGAACUGAAAGUUAUUGCUGAAGACCAAGGAAGAAUAAUUCAAAAAUUUUCGGCGGUUAAAGUUUUUGUUAUUGUUGAAGAUGUUAAUGAUGAAAAACCACAAUUUUCAGAAAAGUCCUAUUUUAUCAACGUACUAGAAAACGUUACUGCUGGAAAUAUCAUUGGUCAAAUAGAAGCCAUCGAUAAAGAUCUACCGCCGUAUGAUGAAUGCAUUUAUAACGUAGAACCUUAUAAUUCUCAUUUAAUGAAAUUCAAAAUUUUCACUAACAUCUCUAAUUUAGCAAAAAAUGCUAUUAAAAAGAAAGAAGAUUAUGAAGAUUUUGAUCGUAAAAGGCAAAAUUAUUUACUUAAGGACACUAAUUCUUCUAAAAUUAUUGUUAAUGUUCUUCAGACAGUUAUUGAUAUUGGAUUUCAGAUUUCUAUUUAA